This is a messenger RNA of Aspergillus glaucus CBS 516.65, 2112 nucleotides long. RefSeq lists its product as uncharacterized. The transcript is spliced from 13 exons. The annotation marks the transcript as partial. NCBI's taxonomy places the organism in Eukaryota, Fungi, Ascomycota, Eurotiomycetes, Eurotiales, Aspergillaceae. The record is from RefSeq and is a predicted model, not a curated record.
GAACCUACAUCAUUGACUCAGCUUACUGAUGCAAAAUCCAACCCACAUCAAACGCUACAUCUAGAAUUUGCAAAUGACCUACCAGAAUACCCCCAAACUGAUUUGAAUGGGUAUACUUAUGUUAUUGCUGCUGACAUGUUGUCACAAGAAGAGGCAGAACACUUGGUUACAAAUGUAAAUCUUCGCAUGCUACAUCAUACCCAUGUAAAUGAUGAAAUGUGGUCUAAAAUUCAGGCUGCACGAAAGAACAUUGAAUUGAUUGAGAAAGAUGUCUGCAAAAGAAAUGCCUAUAGUCUUUACCGAGCUAGAAAAGCUUUUUUUACAAAGCAGCAGCCAUGCCUUGAGUCACUUUCAAGCUGUGCACCCCAAUUCAAAAGAAGUAUCUAUCCAGAUGUGAAUGGUGAAUAUCAUCCAUAUGUUGGAUGUGUAAAUCAGGGAUCAGGCUUUCUCCAGAAACACUACUCUAGCUCAGUUAAAGGUCAUACUAGUAUUGAUCUUGAGUUUCUAGAGCAGUUAUUCAAUGAUCUGAUUAUGCCAUCUCAAGAAGACUGUGGUGUGAUUGAGCCAUUAACAUCACGACGAAAAUUUUGUGUCAAUAUUGAGGCAACACCUUAUAUCCUCUUCACCUCUCAUGGUAUUCAUCAGCACCCUCCACCUCCACCUCAUAGACCACCAGAGCUAGUUAUGAAGGGGAUUCAAAAAGUGAUAAGGCAGAUGAGAAAUCCCAGCUUAACUUUAGCCCAAUUUAUUCAGAGUCCAGAGCUGGAGUCAUUCUGUCAACAGUAUGAUGCAUAUUCACUAGCUGAAAUCCAUGCAUCAUUCUCAAAUGUUGAUCGAAUCUCUGCAAUUAUUCAAAAGCAACGCCUUAUGACCUACCCAGCAGGCCAACACUUUAAUGGGGUUAUAUAUCUAUGUAAUACUGAUCCUUUCAUAAAGGAUUACAUCCAAGAAAAGUUCUAUGAUGCUGGCCAAGUUAUGAUUAUCUGUGGCUUUAAAGAACAGAUACAGCUUCUCAAUACAUUGAAUUCUUUUGAGAUUGACAUGUCAUAUAAACGGAUUCGAGAAAAAGGGAUGAAUGAGGUUGUAUUUGCAACCUACUUGCCUUCACAUGGAAAAAUCAUUACACUUCUCCGAGUUUUCACCAACCAGGAAUCCACUGAAGGCUAUUAUCUUCUAUUUAAGAGGGCUUUCACUCUAAUAGAACAUGUAACUGGCAACCCAGUUGAAUUUUAUUCUAUUCAUUCCACUGGAAUUCAUGCUGUCAUAGUUGAUAUGUGUCCAAAGCAGUAUACAGGUCUUGGAAAAUACCUACAAGAGAUUGAUCCUCUCCAGCGUCCAAUACUAUGGCAAUUACAGGGAAUUAUAAUAUUUUGUCGAGUUCACUUUUUUCGCACAAUCACUGAGGCAGUUGGCUGUAAUGAUAGAGGUAUAGGAGUUUGGAGUCGAAUGGCUUCUUUGAUUGACUGCAAAUCUGAAGAUGACUAUGUUCAGCUAUGUGAGCUAUUAAUUGCCUAUGAGAAUACCAAAGUUCAGGACUGGGCAGUGCAUAAAAGGCAGCCAGUUAUCAAAGCUGGGCUUAAUAAGCACUGCUCAAAUAUCCCUGAAUUUAUAUAUGAUUCUAUAAGAAAUCAUACCAAUUCUGCAGAGCAAUCUCAUCAUAAGGCAAAUGCAGGUGGUAAGAGACUCACAUUGACAGGCAAUUCGCAAGUAUUACUUAUCUCUUUUUUAUCCAGUUCUGCAAAGCUUGACAAACAAGAUAUUCUGCAAUAUAUUAAUCGCAGUGAACUUGGUAUCCGUCAUACUUAUCAGACAACAAAUUUGACAACCAAUUAUCUGCGGCAUUCAACCCGUGAAGAAUCUCUCAAACGUCAGCGUUCUGAAUCAGCCUCUCAGGGUGCUUCAUCUAGAUCAAUCUCUACUUCUUCUCAGGGUCGCCAUCGUGUUUUGAGAAACACAUUAUCUUUUGAAGAGCAACGACAGGCUCUUGAAAUUAAGGAGCGAGAAAUGCAGCUUAAAAAAGAAGAGGAAGAGAUUAGGAAAUUACAGCUUGAAAAUGAAGAAAGGGAACUUGAAUUAAUGGAAAGACGUGCAAGGAUGCAGGAGAGUAGUUAA